Molecule: messenger RNA, 2328 nt
Organism: Trichoderma atroviride IMI 206040
Lineage: Eukaryota; Fungi; Ascomycota; Sordariomycetes; Hypocreales; Hypocreaceae
Biological process (GO): intracellular protein transport; vesicle-mediated transport
Cellular component (GO): membrane coat
Source: RefSeq, a predicted model, not a curated record
AUGGAGUCAAUAUCGAGAAUCUCCGGCCUGCUGGAGGCUGCCAGAGAGCUCACGCUCGAUGCGGCCCAGGCCACGCGCGGCAUGCGGACAAGCUCCAAGCUGCUGGAUCGCAACCAGAUGCGCAAGCUGCUCGACAGCCGCAAUGAGCGAGAGGUGCUGGAGGGGCUGCGGCGUGUCAUCGCGAUGAUGUACCGAAACCACAAAACGCUACCCUUCUUCUCCUCCGUCGUCAAAAACGUCGCCUCGCCGAAUCUCGAAAUCAAGAAGCUCGUCUACAUCUACCUCAUCCGCCAUGCCGAACAGGAGCCCGACCUUGCUCUGCUUUCCAUCAACACAAUCCAAAAGUCGCUCUCGGAUACGAAUCCCCAAGUCCGAGCUCUCGCCCUCAAAACAAUGUCGGGCAUCCGUGUGCCUGUCAUCAGCCAGAUUGUGUCGCUUGCCAUCAAAAAGGGCGUCGCCGACAUGAGCCCUCUGGUGCGCAAAGCCGCCGCUCUUUCGAUUCCCAAAUGCUACAGGCUGGAUCCAAGCCAGUCUCCUCAGCUACUAGAAUACCUGGCUACGCUACUAGGCGACAAGCAAUACUACGUUGCUGGUGCCGCGGUGUCGGCCUUUUUAGAAAUUUGCCCCGAGAGAAUCGAUCUGAUACACAAACAUUACCGCGGACUGGUCAAGAAGAUUGUUGAUAUGGAUGAGUGGAGCCAGCUGGCAACGCUGAAGUUGAUGACGUACUAUGCACGGAAAUGCUUCCCUCGACGCGCUCAGCCAGUUGCCGCAUCUGAUGCCUCCCAAACCCAGACGCAAAGUAGUAAUAUUGACGACUUUUACGCCGAAUCUACUUCAUCAAAGCCUUCAACCCAACCGACAUCACUCGAUCCUGAUCUGGCUUUGUUGUUGAACGGUAUCAGGCCUCUGCUGCAGAGUCGAAACUCGGGCGUUGUUGUUGCAGUCACAAGGUGUUAUGUCGACGUUGGAACUCCAGAUCACCUCAAACACGCCAUUGGCCCACUAGUUGCCCUCUUGAGGGGAGCUCAAGACAUUCAACAAAUCGCCCUAUACAACAUUGUUUCGGUUUGUCUCGUGCGGCCACUUGAUUUUGUCAAGUAUGCAAGCCACUUUUUAGUUAGAGCGACAGACAGUGCUCCGAUCUGGGAGCUAAAGCUUGAGGUGUUGACACUCAUCUUCCCGCAUAGCCCAGUCCAUGUCAAGAGCCUCAUUCUAAAGGAACUGGAGCAUUUCUCCCAGGGAUCCAACAAAGCUCUUGUUCUGGAAGCGGUUCGAGCUAUUGGCCGCUGCGCACAAGGCGACGCCACCACUGCUCCCAGAUGCUUGAAAUUACUCUUGAGUCAGAUCACCAGCUUGGACGGAACGCUAGCCGCAGGAUCUUUGACGGUCAUUCGGCACUUGAUUCAACAAGAUGCGGAGGCACACGCCGGGACUGUAGUGCGCCUGGCUAAGAAUCUCGAUUCGGCAACUGACCCUCAAGCGAGAGCAACAAUCAUCUGGCUGGUCGGCGAAUUCUCCGGCCUAAACGGGGAAGAUAAUAUCGCGCCGGACGUUUUCCGUAUUCUCCUUAAAGACUUUGCGAGCGAAUCCGAGGCUGCGAAGCGUCAGAUUCUACUACUAGGUGCAAAGGUCUAUCUUCAUCAUUUGAAUCGUAAGAGCGAGGCGGAGAAGAACAGAGUAGGAGAAGAUGAUGCUCCUAUGGAGGAAGAGAAGCACCCCAUUGAACGACUAUGGGAUUAUGUCCUACUCCUUGUCAGAUACGAUGUGUCGUUUGACCUGAGAGACCGAGCACGCAUGUACCGCGCCGUCCUCGCUGUGCCACAGCUUGCUACCCUGAUGCUGCUCGCACCGAAGCCGGCUCCCCAAGCUCCAAGUCCGUCCGAGUCUCGAAAAGGAUUUUUGCUGGGCUCUUCGACCCUUGUCUUGGCUGGAGGUGGUGGCCUACACGGUUUAAGAGGUUAUGAGACUCUCCCGGACUGGGUUGAACCUGGCAAAGAGCCGGAUCCCCGUCUACGUGAGCCUGAUAGGGAUGCUGCGGCGUCACGCUAUGAUAGUGAUAGGCCUGCGGCAGCGGCAGCUGAUAAGCUGGAUGAGGCCGUUAGGUCGGCACCCGCUGGCAGGUCGAAUGGGUUUGGAGAAAACCUUAGAACGAAGACAUUGGAUGAUUGGCUAGCUGAGGAGGAAGGAGAGGAGGAGGAGGAAGAGACUGAAGAGGAAGAAAGUGAGGAAGAAGAGGGUGAUGAAGAGGAGGACGACGAUGAAGAGGAAGAAGAGGAAGAGGAAAGCGAUGAUGAUGGGGAGGCGGACAGAUUAGUCAAGGCAUGA